This is a messenger RNA of Fulvia fulva, 402 nucleotides long. Its product is annotated as Acyl-CoA ligase gloD. The transcript has 3 exons. NCBI's taxonomy places the organism in Eukaryota, Fungi, Ascomycota, Dothideomycetes, Mycosphaerellales, Mycosphaerellaceae. The record is from RefSeq and is a predicted model, not a curated record. The annotation marks the transcript as partial.
GCAUUUCCUUAUGAGGACCAUGUACCCUCCCGUCUCGGCACUACUGUCUAUGGCUACUCCCUGCGUCGAGCGACAUACAUUGUGACAUCAAGAGCGCUGUCGCUGCUCAGAGCUGUCAAUGGCGUACCCGAGACUAACAAGGUCGUGUCGAUAUUUGCACUAAACACCAUAGACGUCCCGACCGUGACUUGGGCGACGCACCGUGUUGGUGGAGUUUGCAGCCCAAUCAAUGCGAGCUACACCUCUACCGAGGGUGCAGGGCUACUAAAGAAGGCCAACGCAAAGGCAAUCUUCACGGUACAGCCCUUACUAGAGAUUGCCGCAAAGGCUGCCGAGAUUGCUGGUAUCCGGCCUCGAAAUGAGCGGCGACGGACCAUUACCGGAAAAUUAUCUUGCGCUUGA